This is a messenger RNA of Metarhizium brunneum ARSEF 3297, 1983 nucleotides long. Lineage: Eukaryota; Fungi; Ascomycota; Sordariomycetes; Hypocreales; Clavicipitaceae. The record is from RefSeq and is a predicted model, not a curated record.
AUGCGGCUACUACUUGUCUUGUCCGUCCUGUUGGGCGUUGGCUCGGCCGGCACGGGACCCAAAAAGUCCCCCAACCUCUACGCGAUCCAGGAAGAGUUCCAGAAAAACCUCGACGCCUUUACUUGGACCGUCAGAGAAAUGUCAAAGUCGGGGUCCUGGGCGGUAGGCGUGAAGUGCCACGAGUGCCUGCGAUUUCUCAAGUAUAUGCAAGGCUUUGCGACAAACACCGAGGCCUUCAUCGCCAGGGGAAAGGAGAUGUGCAGCAUGAUCCAAAGGGCAAAGGUCGAUUGGAAAGUGGAAGAAUUGUGCAUCGAGUCGGUUGAACGCUAUGGACAAGCCAUGGCCCAUAUUCUCAGAAACAUGAACCCGGUAGGCGAAUCUCAAGGUGCGCAGCUGUUUUGCAAUACCUGGCUUGGGACUUGCCCGGCCGUCAAGCUUCGGUAUAAUGUUCCCAUGAACUACACGAGAAACGAGAGGCCGCCUCCUCGGCCCAAGCCCAGCGGUCAAAUGCCCUUCAAAUUCGUCCACUUCACCGACCUCCAUCUCGACCCCCAUUACUUUGCAGGCACCCAGUCGCAGACAGACAAGUGCCCCUAUCCGUUGAUCUGCUGCAGGUAUGGUUGCAUUCCUCCUUCGUUGUCGUUGCUUUCCCAGCGGCAUUCCCUGACAACCCGUUUGACUGGCAGGGCCUUCACGGAGAAAGAAAGAGACAUCAUAUUUCAACCAAGGCACAAGGCGCAUUUGGAUAUCUUGAUAGAUCCCGAGUUAGAUAUCGGAGGGCCAUAUGGUCACCAUGGCGGCUGCGACACUCCCCAUCGCCUCCAGCAGAGCUUUUACCGAGCCAUGAAGAAGUUCGCUGGCGAUGCCGACUUUGCCAUCUUCACCGGCGGCAUCUUGUCACGCCAAGUCUGGAACUCGACGGCAGAGCUCAACAUAGGACAGAUCGAAAAGGCCUAUAGCAACAUGAGUGAGCUGUUCGAUUACAUCUACCCAGCUGUUGGCAAUGACGAGAGCUCACCCGCCAACCUGUUCCAGGCGGAACAAGUCACCAGCAAGGUGAGCACGCAGUGGCUCUACGACACGCUCUCAUCCCUUUGGUCUCGCUGGAUCGGCGACAAGGACGCGCGCAGGGUAAAAGACGGCGGCUUCUAUUCCACAAAGGUGCCGCACCGGAACCUGCGCAUCAUCUCGCUCAACACCAACCUCUACAACUACAAGAACCUCUGGGUCUACCAGGACCCCAUCAACCACGAUCCGGCCGGGCAGCUGGCAUGGCUGGUCAGCGAGCUCGACGCGGCCACCCUGGCCAAGGAGCACGUCUACAUCAUCGGCCACAUGUCCAUGGGGGACCCCGACAUCCUCCAGCACUACUCGCGCUCGCUCAACCAGAUCAUAAACAAGUACGGGUCCACCGUUGCCGCCAUGUUCUUUGGGCACACGUUCCUCAACCAGUUCCAGCUUCAUUACCGGGGGUUUACCGACCCGCAGUCGCCGCAUUGGUGGCGCGUCGGCGAGCGGCUCACGGCCGAGGACGCCCUCGUCACAUCGUAUAUUGCGCCCUCCAUCACCCCCGUCAUCGGCGCGCCGGCCUUUAACGUGUUUUACGUCGACCCGGAAACGUUUGGAAUCCUCGACAUUGUCACGUACUCGUCGAAUAUGGUUGAUCGCUACUGGGAGUACGACAAGGGCCCGAAAUGGGCCAAGGCAUACUCGGCCAAGACGGUGUACGGGAUUCCGCAGAAACUCCCCGUGGGGGGCGAGCUCUCGCCCGCUUUCUGGCACAAGGUUAGCGAAAGGUUUGACUGGGAUAGGACCUUUUACAGAUUGUACUUUGGCCGCCAGACUGCUUGGAAUGAAAAGCAGACGGGCGAGUCGCAGAGAGCAAAGGACCAGUGCUUUAUCCGUGGUGGCAUCGCCAGGGACUGUCUGGGCAUCCCCGGCAGGGGAGGCCUGGGUGGAUAUUUAGGAAUCACGGAUGGGUGA